This is a messenger RNA of Passer montanus (Eurasian tree sparrow), 5000 nucleotides long. Its product is annotated as trichohyalin-like. Gene Ontology annotation, cellular component: cytoplasm. Gene Ontology annotation, molecular function: transition metal ion binding; calcium ion binding. NCBI's taxonomy places the organism in Eukaryota, Metazoa, Chordata, Aves, Passeriformes, Passeridae. The record is from RefSeq and is a predicted model, not a curated record. Gene Ontology annotation, biological process: cellular response to cytokine stimulus; regulation of phosphatidylinositol 3-kinase/protein kinase B signal transduction; positive regulation of cell cycle G1/S phase transition.
CGGGAUCAGAUCGGGCACGGAGGUUCCCGAUAGGAGGCUUGGGGAUCCCACAAGGGAGGAAGGAGGGAAGGAGGAAGCUUUGGAGGUUUCCAGACGCAGCUUUUGAGGUCUCUGCCCCAGAUCUUGUCUUGGGUUGGGUUAAAGCUCCUCUCACCGGGAUCAUGGGGAUAGAUCUUGGGAAACACCAAGAGGUCCUGGAAUGAGGCCAUGGAGAUGCUCCAAGGGCUGGGUGAAGGUUGGGAGAGCUGGAGGGGUUCACCUGGCGAGGAGAAGUUCCGUGGAGACCUUAGAGACCUCCCCGGACAGCAGAGGGGUUGGACUGGUUCUAUUUAGGGUUUAUUCCAAGGAAAUAUUCCAUGGGAUAACCCCACAGGGCAGGAUCUGGGGGCACCGCUUGAGUCAGCACCACCGGGUCCCUGCCCAUCACCGCAUCCCCGUCACCAUUCCCGCUCCAACGUCACCCAAACGCGUCAGUGGCGAAGCCAGAGGCCACUCCCCAUCCCACUAAAACCCUGGAAUGUGUUCCCAGCAGGGAAUGCAGAGUCAGGAAUUCUCCUUCCUCUUCCCAAGAGGAUCCCCCAGCCCCAGGUCUGCUCCUGUCCCUUGCAGGCUUGCUCGGAUCUGCAGGAUGUCCCCGUUCUUGGACAGCAUCGCCACCAUCGUCGGCGUCUUCCAGCAGCACGCCCGGGGAGAUGGGGACGGCUCCGGGCUCAGCCGCAGGAGGAUGAGGGAGCUCAUCCAGAGGGAAUUCGCAGAUUCCCUGGUGAAGCCACAUGACCCUCAGACCAUCGAGAAGAUCCUGCAGUUCCUGGAGUGGGAUGGGGACGGGGACAUCGACUUUAACGAGUUCCUCCUCCUGGUGUUCCGCGUGGCCAAGUGCUGCUUCUGGUUCCAGCCAAGGGCCCCGUUCCUGGUGCAGAGGACAAAGCUCCCGACCGGAGGAAAAUCCCUCCGGGAGCCAGAAUUCAGGAGCAGAGGGAGCCGCCGGCAGCUCCAGGAGGAGGAACAAACCUGGGAGAGGAAUCGUGAAGCUGAGCUGCAAGGAGACCUCAGGGUUGGGGAGGUGGAAAUCUCAGAGGAAACAAGGAGGGAUCAGCAGGAAGGUGGCACGCGGAGCAGGAAGGAUGUGGAACCACGCGGGGAGCCGAUCCCUCGGGAAUACCGGGAACGGAGCCAGGAGCCGCGCGAGCAGCGGGAGAGCCGGAGAAGGCGGCAGCCCCCGGAGCCAGACAGACAGGAGGGAGACAGGAGAGACCGGGAGGGGCUCCGGGAGGAAGAGCUGGCAGACGUGAGGAUGGGCAGGCAACGCCGAGAACCACAACCACGGCCGGACCGGUGGAGCCGCCAGGAGCCAGGGCGUGAUGAAAGAACCCAGCGGCCACGAGGAGCAGAUGGAGAAGGUGACAAUCGGCCACGGGAACCUGAAUUGCUCCGGGAAGAGAGGAGCCGCCACCGCCGGCGUGAGCUGGAACAAAGAGAGCUGGAAGGGAGAAGCUGCCGGGCGGCUGAGCUGGAAUGUCCGGAGUCCAGGCGGCCACACCAGUCAUACCUGGAGGAACCGUUAGAGAUCGACCUCGGGCAAUGUGGGAGAGCAGAGCCCGAGGAACGUGGCUACGGACGGAGAACAAAGCAGGAACGAGAGCUGGAAUCUGUGGAAAGAGAAAGGGAGAUCCGGGAGGAGCAGGAGAGGGAAGAAAGAGAUGACCCCAGAAGAAAAGGGAGAAUGAGAGAGAGGAGGGUGGAUCAGGAACGGGAACUGGAGGUGGACGUGUCUGAGCUGCGCACACAGGAGAGACGAGAGCGUGACAUUCGUGAGAUUGAAAAUGAUGGAAGGAGACAGAGAGAAACAGUGAGGUACGAAAGGGAGAGAGAGAUCUCAGUGGCAGCAGCAGAAGCCGAUGUCAAAGUGCGCCGUGAGAUCCGGGAACGAGGUGAGGAGCUGAGAAGGAGAGAGCGUCCCUGUGAGGAUGAGGAGGAAGCAGAACCACAGAGGAGAAUUUCCCGGGUUAGAGAGAGGGAAGAGGCUGUUAGGGAGAGGAGAAUCAACCGUGAACAAGAGCUGGAGGUGUCUGAGCGCCGGACGCGGGACAGGGAGGAUGAAGUGGCCACAAUCGGCCGGAGAGAGACACGGGAGAGGCAGGAAAUUCGUGACAUUCGUGAAAUUGAAGCUGAUGCAAGAAGACAAAGAGAGUCAGAGAGGUACAAGAGGGAGAGAGAGAUCUCAGUAGCAGAAGCAGAAGCCAACAUCAAAGUGCGCCGUGAGAUCCGGGAACGAGGUGAGGAGCUGAGAAGGAGGGAACGUCCCCGUGAGGGUGGAGAAGACAGAAGAAUUUGCCCCAGAAGAGACAGGGAAGAGCCCCUGAGGGAGAGGAGAAUCAACCAAGAACGGGAGCUGGAGGUGUCUGGGCGCCGGACACGGGAAAGGGAAGAAGUGGCCAGAGUCAGCCGGGGAGAGACACGGGAGAGACGAGAGCGCGACAUUGACAUUCGUGAGAUUCAUGAUGAUGGAAGCAGAGAGCGAGAAUCAGUGAGGUUUGAAAGGGGGAGAGAGAUCUCAGUGGCAGCAGCAGAAGCCGAUGUUGAAGUGCGCCGAGAGAUCCGGGAACGAGGUGAGGAGCUGCGACGGAGAGAACGCCCCUGUGAGGAUGAGGAGGAAGCAGAACCAGAGAGGAGAAUCUCCCAGGUCAGAGAGAGGGAAGAGGCCGUCAGGGAGAGGAGAAUCGAUCGGCAAUGGGAGCUGGAGGGCUCUGAGCGCCGGACACGGGAAAGGGAGGAAGAAGUGGCUGUCAUUGGCCGGAGAGAGGCACGGGACAGACGAGAGCGAGACAUUCGUGAGACUGAAGAUGAUGACAGGAGACAAAGAGAACCAGUGAGGUACGAGAGGGAGAGAGAGAUCUCAGUGGCAGCAGCAGAAGCCGACAUCAGAGUGCGCCGAGAGAUCCGGGAACAGGAACCACGAGAGGAGCUGAGAAGGAGGGAACGUCCCUGUGAGCGUGAGGAGGAAGCAGAACCAGAGAGGAGAAUCUCCCGGGUCAGAGAGAGGGAAGAGGCCGUGAGAGAGCGGAGAAUUGAUCGGCAACGGGAGCUGGAGCUGGAGGGCUCUGAGCGCCGCACACGGGAAAGGGAGGAAGAAGUGGCCAGAGUCAGCCGGAGAGAGACACGCGACAGACGAGAGCGUGACAUUCGUGAGGCUGAAGAUGAGAGACGGAGAGAACAAGAUGUGUAUGACAGGAGAAGAGAAGAGACACGGGAGAGACGAGAGCGUGACAUUCGUGAGGCUGAAGAUGAUGCCAGGAGGGAACAAGAAGUGUAUGACAGGAGAAGAGAGAUCUCAGUAGAAGCCGAUGUUGAAGUGCGCCGUGAGAUCCGGGAACGAGGUGAGGAGCUGAGAAGGACAGAACGUCCCCGUGAGCAUGAGGAGGAAGCAGAACCAGAGAGGAGAAUCUCCCGGGUCAGAGAGAGGGAAGAGGCCGCGAGGGAGAGGAGAAUCAACCGUGAACGGGAGCUGGAGGGCUCUGAGCGCCGCAGCCGCCGGACACGGGACAGGGAGGCAGAAGUGACCAUCACUGACCAGAGGGAGGCACGUGAUGAGAUCAGGCUGGAGGUCCUGGAGGAAGAAGAUGAGGAGGAGCUGGAGCAGGGCCAGUGCCGGUACCAGACCCUGGAUGUGGACACCGGCGAUCUCUGCCCCCCAGGACAGGAGGUGCCCGUCAGUGACCUCAGGGUCCGGUACCGCCCCGCUGACCCCGAUGUCCGGCCCGAGGUCCGGCUGCUCCCCGAGCCCGUGGAGCCUCAGACCGUCGCCUACUUGGUGCACGUGAUCCAGAACCUGGAGGACCCCAAGGCCGCCACCUACGAGAUCGUGUGCCGCCAGCCCGGCCAGCAGGGCCAGCCCGUGCGCGUCCGGACCUGCUCCGUGUCCCCACGGCCACCAAGCGACCGCCGGGGCCACCCCGAGGCACCGACAUCCAAACGCCAGGAAAACCGCGAGGGUCUGGAUGAGCCCCGGGAAAGAUCCGGAAAAGAGGUGAAGGACGGAGCCCUCCGGGAUUCCGCUGAGCCGGAGGCUGUGAAAGGCGAGCGGGUGAAAUCCAAGGAGAUCCGGAGGCGCCCCGAGAUCCCUGAGGUGGAGCAGGAUCAGCCCCAGGGUGAGGAGCCCCAGAAGGUCCCACGGGAGCCCGGAUCCGGCUGCCAGCGGAGAGAGCGCGAGGACAGCGAGGCCAAGAGCUGCAUCCCCCCGGAAUGCCGGGAUGCGGAGCGGAGAGACCCCGGAGAGACCCGUGGAGAGGGAAUCCAGGAGGGUCAGGAGGCUCCUGAGGAGGAACCCAGCAAGAGGAGCCCCCGGGAACCCGGCAAUUCCCAGCUUUCUCGGGAAGGUGGCACCAAGCAGGGCCAGGAGCCCCCGCAGGAGGCCCUGAGCCGCCCCAGAGAUGAAUCCAAGACAUCCUGAGGGGAAUCCGCCUCUCCCUGGAGCCUCUCCAGGUCCUUUUGAGGGUCACUUCUGCCCCCCAUUGCCAGCUCGGGAUGUGGUGGCCCAGCAGUGAUGGACUCAAAAGGAUCCUGGGGUGUCCAGUGGGGUGUGGGGGCUUUUCCCUGGAAUGAAUCCUCAGCAGGAAGCGAGAUCCCCCCUGGAUUGGGAGUUCCUGCCUCCCUGCCGGGUGUGUCUCUCCAUAUUUAAUCACUUUUCAGCUUUAAUUGGAGUUCUUUGGUCCCUCUGUCCUCUUUUGCACCCUGGGGUGUCACUUCAGAUCCCCGCAGGCACAGGGCUGGGCUGCUCUCAGCUUCUGCCGUUAAACUUUAAGAAAUUCCUGAUUUUGGGGCCUGGAAGUCCUCGAGGCUGGGGGAAAAAAAAAUCACCUUUUUAGCCUCGAUUCCAGCAGAAUUCCAGCUCCAGGCCCCCGGGGUUUGGAGCCACAGGGUGCUGGUGGUGGGUGGGGGAUUCUCCUUCUCCUCCUUUUCCUUUUCCUUCCUUUUUAUCGCAUGGAAAAUGGGAAUAAACG